AUGGAGACCAGUGAGGCCAUCAUGAAGGCGCUCACCAUGGCGGUCUCAGGAGAAAAGAAACCUAUGCCGUCGUGGUCUGGAAAUGUCUCGACCCUUAGGGCUUGGCUGCGUCAGCUGUCUUUCUGGGAAAUAGACAACCAUAUACCGAAGCAGCGGUGGGGCAUAAAACUGUUCCAGGCUUUGAGCGAGGGAAGUGUGCCCCGCAGGAUCGCCGAGGGGAUUGCCAUGGAGGUGAUCCUUUCGGAGAGAGGUUACGGGGCCAUCUUGUCGGCUGUCCUGGAGAAGUUCAAGCCCUACCUCGACGCGGCGGGCCCAGCUGCCAUAGAUCUCUUUUUCUAUUCCGGGGAUCGUCAGCGAAACGAGUCGUUCUCCAACUACAUAGCAGCCAAAGAAUUGGCCAAGCAAGAGAUUGAAAACCUUACGGGCGAGAUCCUGCCGCCCAAACUUGCUGGAAGAGUUCUCUUAAAACAAGCCAACUUGUCUGAACAGCAAAGAGAGACGACGGCCAUUCGCUACAACGCCUUGCUGUCCUUCGAAGAGGUGGCAGCAGCUCUCCGCCCCCUCGAUCGUCCAGAUGCUCUUUUGAAACCUAUGUCCUCUACCACUAUGGCUACGGUUUCCUUAGGAGGAAGUACUUACUGGCAGUCAGAAGAGCCUCCUCAGGAGUCUCCCAUGGUUGAAGUGCCGGAGGAGACGCAGGACUAUGAGGACUGGCUUCAUCCGGGCGAUGAGGAGGAAGGUCUCUACGACGAGCACGGGGAGCCCAUGCUGUUCUUCGAGGCGGACCGCGAGUACGACGAGGACGAGGCCAUGUACAUUUGGGCAUACAAUGACGCCUACCACCAGCUUCUAACUGACUGGAGUGCCGAGCCGAGCCAUGCCUUUCCAGCCUAUCAAGAUGUUCGCCGAGAGCUGCAAGCCAGGAGAAAAGGCAGACAGUUCUACCGGUCUGACUCAAAGGGAAAAGGCAAAGGCAAGGGGAAAGGAUCCAGCCCGGCAGGAUCCAAAUCAAAAGGGAAAGGUCGCGGAGGUCAGCGCCCCCGAAAGGGCUUUUCCAAGGGCUCGGCAGACGACCUGCUGUCCAGAACGAGGUGUUUCUCUUGUGGAGAACUCGGCCACUUCAGCCGGGAUUGCCCGAACCCCGCCGCGACUACCUCGGCUUCGACGGCUACACCAGGCAGGACUUCCUUUGUGGUCAGUCAGGGGCCCACAGGUGGCCUCAACAGGGCUUUCAUGAUGUCGGGCCCCCGUCGUACGGUGGCCAUCUACGCCGGGGUGAGGACUGCCGGGGGAGAAGGCCUGGUGGACAGCGCUGCCGAGGACGCGGUGAUUGGCAGUGGGGCCUUCCAACGACUGCGGGCUGCUCUGGCCCAACAAGGCCUACAACCUCAGCCAGUGCGAGGCCCCUCUGGAUCUUGUGCCGGCAUUGGCGGCUCAGCUCGAGUAACCAACAUGUGGGAUGUGCCGGUCGGGAUCGCUAAGAACAACGGUCUCUUGCGCAUCACGGAGGUUGAAGACUGUGACGGUUUCGAGACCCCCUUUCUGAUCCCAGUGUCCUUUCAGGAGUUGGUCGGCAUGGUGAUCGACUACGACCGGGCCGAGGUCAGGACUCGUCAAGGGAACUCCACGCCGAUGCAUCGGCUGCCGUCCGGACAUCGUUCAGUUUCCGUUGUGGAGUUCGAUGGCAAGUGGUCUUUGCCCAAGGAGCUUAUGAUGCAAGGCCGAGACCCCUUUCAGCUGCCCAAGCCCUUGAAAGCUCAAGCCAGGAACGCCCCGCUUGGUCAGCAGAAGGGAGUUGCCGUUUGGUUGCGAUACUCGGAUGGUUCCUUCGAGCAGUGCGCCUGGUUGGAUGGCCCUCGAAAAAGUCUCGUCGUUCCGUCCGAGUGCUUGCCCACUGAGUUAGCAGUUCAGCUGGACUCUAGUCGGGUGACUUAUCUGGAUGCGGCCCCUGAUGUGGAUCCCUACAUUAUCAAUGAUGUUUGGUGCCACUCCCUAGGUCCGCGAGAGCUUGAGUCCCCAUGGACAGGUUCAGUGAUUUUUCAGCAGGUUAACAACAACCUCGAUGCAGCUACUCUGUCUUCUACUGCCUCGUCCACUCCGAAUUCUUCGGCCUCUGCUCUCCCUUUGCGCCAGGCAUCCACGUUGGCGCCGGGAGCUUUGUCGACACAGGUGCGCCCUGCGGUCUUUGACAUGUCUGACGCUGCGGAUGUUGUCGCCCCUGUGUCCAGUGCCGAGCAUGACUUCGAGGGCGUUUUUCUUUCUCCUUCAGGCCCCUCUCCGAGUGUUUCUUCGACCAUGCAGCAGCGCAUUCGGUCGCUUGUUCACGGAGAAGAAGAGGGAGCUCAGCCAAAAGCCGCAGCGAGGCGUCGCGGGUCAACAUGGUGCGAGAGGGCGUGGGCACGGGUGACGAUCAUCCUGGUCCGCAUGAUCCACACGGUGCGCCAGCAACUGGUGGUGGACGCUUUGAUCUUGGACGCCUACGGACCUUCAGCCACGGCUUCUUCUUCUACGAUGGCACCCCAGCCCAAGGCGAAGGAAUCCAAGAAGAAGCAGGCCGUGGUGAGACAGGGGUUGGGCGCUCAACUCACCCGAAGCCAAGCUCAGACAAAGUGGACCCUGGAACCAGAACAAUGUCGCGAGCAGGACCUCCGGAUGAGGGGGAACCAAGCCCGCCACUGGUGGGCGUGCCUCAAGUGUGGCAGCCGCUGGGAGCGCCUGGAAACGGACACGGUGAUCAAUCCGAGCGGCCCUCCCAAGCCUACACGACCAGUGUUCCGGUCCACGAACCCGCCGAGCAUGCUGCCGCCGCCGAAGUCGCACCCGAGCCUGGGAAGCCUGUCGUUGUCUCAAGCUCGAAAGCCCCCGACAAGAUCGGCGGUCCCGGAGAACCCGUCGACAACGCGGCCCGAGAAGCCAACGCCACCGAUGAAACAGGUCGGUGCCUACAAGGACUUGCUGAAGAAUGCCAUCGCCCGGGAGUAUGUCGAGGACAUGUUCCAGGAGGAGCCCCAGUACCAGUUCGAGCCGGAGGAUCGAAGCUCGGGAAGCAUGUUAGCUUCGGAUCAGCACCUGGCCCUGGCAGUGUCAGAGGGAAGGACUCGGACUCUGGACCGAGUCAGUGUGCAGUCGCUGCGGCCGCCAACGGAAUGGGCCGACUACGAGAAGACGCAAGGGCCCAUGCCAACGGCAAGCCGUCGAUCGCGAAGCCUACCAGCGGGAGUUCAUCCAGUUCAAGAUUUCAGCCGCCGCCGCCAGGUCCAAGUGACUCCUCGCGGCCCGGAAGUGUUCGCGAUCCACGAGAACAACAGCGACGAGGACAAGGACAAGGCCAGCCACCCGCCGAACCACGUCAACACCACGACGGAGCUACCGCACAGAUAUGGGCUAGCCUGUGGCCUCGCUGCUGGCACCGUACAAGGAGGUGGUAGUCAAGAGUCCUACAAUUUUGUUCUUUUUCAGAUGCCGGACGAGUCCUUUGAGUACGAGGUCGUUUCGACACCCAUCGUGCAGGGAGACAACCACUUGGCCGAGUUGGUGGAUGGGGAUCUAAAACAUCAGGGUCCUUUCGGCACUCGUGCUUUGAGCUUCUUGUGCGCUUGGUCGUUCUACUUCGGCACCGAGAAGACUCGCGUACUGAACACAGUGGCCGCAAGUAGACCUGCCUUUAUUACGGGCUGGAUUGAGAGCGGCAGCCGUGAGUCGUUACUACAAGCUGCCAGGUUCCAAGACAGCCAAGGCGCUCUCUUUGGCCUUCUUUGUGAUCGCCGAGCGGCCCCGGGCCUUCUGCGUCAGCUCCCUAGAUCCACAGCCGUGAUACUCUCGGACAGCAAACACCAGAUUGCUCUGAUCGUCAAUGAUAAGACUCUGGUUCGCAUCCUGGAGAGUUUGGACUGGGCCAAGCAGCCGUGGCCAGACAGGCGGGACAUCGAAAGCCUACAACUUUCAGUGGUGGCCUUUCUUCAGCUACUUUGCCACCCUCACAGCCUGGAUGGUUGCCCGCAACCUAACCUUGAGCUGGUCCGCAAGAUGGUGACCCAGAUCAGAAGCUCGUUCGAAGGCCUGCUCUGUGCCUCGCGCAACUUUCUGGCCUCUCAGCCGGUGCCUGCGUCCGGAGAGUGGGUUCGUCGAGCCAACGAGGCCACCGAGAUCCCGAACUUUUACUUCGGCGUCGACAUCAUCGCCUACAAGCACGAUGAUGAGAGCCAGGGCAGGGAACCAGGAGACCAUGAUCCCGAGGCGGACGAGGCCGUGGAAGAAGUACGCCAGAGCCUGAGACCGGUCACUGAAAACAACAAGGUCCACAGGAACCUCAACCACCCAGCGAAGGAUGUAUUCCUCCGGGCCCUUCGUCACUCUGGAGUCAAAGAUGACAUACUGCAGUGGGUGAAAGAGUAUUUCUCAUGUCCUCUUUGCGAAGCAGCUCGAAAACCUCUACCAGCCAGACCAGCUCACUUGGCCAAGACCCUCACCUUCAAUGCCGUGGUGGCCGUCGACCUCUUCUACCUCAACCUUUUCGGUGCGGAGAAGAUCUUCCUGGUCUGCGUCGACCAUGGGACUGGAUAUGUCCAAGUGGCGAGCUGCAAGGACUCGCGAGCAACUACUGUGCGCCAGGAGUUCUGUCGCGCGUGGUUACAGCCCUUCGGUGUUCCCGAACUGGUUCUAUGUGAUCAAGGCCCGGAAUUCACAGGCUCGCAAUUUCAAGAACAUCUUUCCCAGCUAGGUUCUGCCAUCCACUAUACGGACGGUGCAAGCCCGUGGCAGAACGGGAAGGCGGAAAGAACGGUUCAGACCCUCAAGAACAAAAUCCUUCUGACCAUAAAGGACAUCACGGCCCACGAGGAGGAGAUGGACGUGGUAAUUGCCCACGUGAUCUCCGCCUACAACUCCAUGUACGACAGACACGGCUUCACGCCGGACCAAAGAGUUUUUGGAAGGUCGGUAAGGCUCCCGGCUUCUAUGCUAGCCGACGACCGGCUCAACCAGGAGCUGCUGAUGGAAUCCGCGGGAGAUGCUGUCCAGCGGACUUGGGACAUUCGUGCAGCCGCCAGGCAGGCUUGGCUGAAAAAGGACGACGCCGCUGCGGUCCAAAAGGCGCGGCGGGCUCAGACCCGAGCCACCGACAUCCACUCCUACAGUCUGCAACCAGGACAAUGGGUGUACGUCUGGAGGAGGUCGGAGAAUCGCCACGGUUGGACGGGCCCAGGUUCGUUGAUUGCUCAGGUCCCCGGUGGAACCUCGUGGUGGAUCAACAUCCGUGGGAGAUUGUGGAAAGCUUCGGCUGAGCAGAUUCGCCCCGCUUCCGAUGAGGAGGACCUGGGCGCUUCACUUCUCCUCGAGCUUCACCGCGACCUGGCCAAGCAACUCAAGGACGGUCGCCAGGUCUCCUUCCAGGACAUCACUGACGAGGGAGGCCCCCAGGACUUUGACACCGGCGACUUGUCAGAGCUGUUGGACCCAGAGCCGUCAGCAGCACCGUCAGACGAGAUCAGCGACGAUCUUGAGGUCCCCGAGCCACCUACGCCUUCGCUCGGUGAGACCACCACCGUGCAUGAUGAGCUGAGUGCGGUUCCACAAUCCUCCGCACCAAUGGCCAGUCGGAGACAAAGCUUGUCAUCUAUGCCUCCCGAGGAAAUGAUGCUGGACCCCCAGGACCCGACCGAGAAAGUGUCCCAAAGCGAGACAACGAUGCCUGAAAGCUCGGAGCGUCGCACGAUUCGUGUGGAUGAGGGAUCCUCUGGAACGAUGAGUUUUGGUCCCAUGCCAGCCGCUCCGACCUCCGAGACACGUCCCCAACCUUACCUGUCGCAGUCUUUGCAGGUGGACCCUUCCAGCUACCUCAACGUCAUGGACUUUGAUGCAGCAGCGGAUGCGACCUCUACCACCUACUGGAGUGCAGGUGGCCCGAAAUGGUCUAGGCAGACUACGAGUGGCCGGACCAUUCUGAACGCCACCAAGCCCCUGACCUACUUCCAGGUCGACAUGGCCGAGGCGAGCUUCUGCACCAAGGACCGAUGCAUGUAUGUGGGGAAGGCCAAGUCAUCGUUUGGACAGGUGGAGUUCACUAAGCUGCAGGGCCCGGAGAAAGACUUGUUUCGCAAGGCGAGAGCCAAAGAGUUUCAGUCCCUUCUGGAUAACAAGGCGGUGAAGGUUCUCAGCCUGAAAGAGUCGGAGGAGUUCAGGCGCCUCCAUCCCGAGGCCAUCCUGCAGUCUCGUUUCGUUGAUCGGUAUAAGCCGGCGGGGAUCAAGCCCGAGGAGCUGGACCAAGCUCGCAGAGCUGCCAAAGAAAAGGGUGUACUGGCCCCUCUCGAAUUAUCCGAGGACCAUACCAGCCCGAAAAGUCGCUGGUGCGUCAUCGGCUGGCGUGAUCCCCAGAUUCACCAGAUCGAGCGGUCAGCUCCGACUCCGUCCUCUUCAAGCAUCAACGUCGUCCUCCAAAUGAUCGCCUCCCGUCGUUGGGCUGGUUAUCUUCGUGAUGUGAAAACUGCUUUCUUGCAAAGCAGGCCCACCGAUCGGCGAGUCCCGUUGGCAUGCUCCCAACCAUCGGAUGAAGGGUUGCCGGGUCUUCGGCCGGGGCAGUUACUACUACUGCUUACGGAAGUUUACGGCCUGGUGAGUGGCCCCGCCUGGUGGCGGACGAGCUUUCUCCAGAAGGUCUACCGACAUGGCUACCGUUUAACAGCGUACGAAUCAUGCAUUCUCACGCUGCCUGGGGAGAAACCAGGCGACCCCACCGAGGGAGUCAUCGUCAUUGAGGUCGACGACUUGAUUGAGGCCGGGUCUUCCAAACACCGAGCCAAGCUCACGGCACUGGAGGGGGAGAUCAAGUUCGGCAAGAUUGUCCACUUGUUGGAGGCCAGCGAGCAGGAGAGCACCUACGCCGGGCGGACUCUGCGUCAGCUCAAGGAUUUCUCCUUCGAGAUGCACAUGGAGGAGUACAUCUAUACAAGGCUGGCUCCCAUCACGUUGGCCAAGAGGACCCUCAAGAAGGACGCCGCUCAGGUUCUACUGGACCCCACGGAGACCACUCAACUUCGCGGCGGGGUGAUAGCUGCCUUGUCAUGGGUAUCCAGGGAAUGCCGGCCGGACGCGGCUGCAGCGGCCUCCAUCUUGGCUUCUUGUUUCCCGGAUCCUACCGUGGAGCAUGCCAUGCAGGCCAAUGAGGUCAUCCGCCAGCUGAAGCAGUAUCCUCUCCGUCUACGAGUCCACCACAUCGCGGAGAGCAAGGUGAGGAACAUCGUCAUCUCCGACUCCGCCUUCGACACCAGUGGAAAGGAGAAGAGCCAGCAUGGUUAUCUGGUUGGAUUCACCACGGACCAGAUGAACCUCGGACUCUUGGCUCCUGUGAGCCUCACCCGAUGGUGCUCCCGACGAUUGAGGCGAAAAGCUUCUUCAUCGAUGCUCUGUGAAGCUAUCGCUCUCUCUUCCGCGACGGCUUCCCUCGAGAAACAGGACGCGCUCUGGGAUGCAUUACGGAUCAGUUUCUACGAUCCGCGACAGCGACAGCGUACAGAAGCAGAAACACUGGAGCUGCAAGGAAAAUCCUCAGUCAUCGCCACCGAAGCUCCCCUGUACAGGGAUCCUCGAAGUCUCGCAGUCAUUGACGCCAAAUCCCUGUUCGAUACUUUGCUGAGUGACCAGCCGAGUGACUGCGAGAGGACAAACCUGGAGGUGGCUGUGAUCCAGGAAUCACUGCAGGUUUGUCGUGCUAGAGCUAGGUGGGUCCCUCAUAACAAGAAUCCAGCUGACGCCUUAACAAAAUUCCUCGGAGCACACGCCGAGCCUCUUAUAAAGAUGCUCAAGUCAGGCCAGUACCAGAUAGCGGAUGAAGACGAAGUCUUGAAAUCUGGUCGUCAAGGCCUUCAACGACUGAAGCAGGGCAUCAGCUCGUUGGGAAACUCUUCCUUUUUGGGGGCUGUGAAGCAGUUUAUGCUAAGUUGGAACUGA
Symbiodinium sp. CCMP2456 is the source of this 7944-nucleotide messenger RNA. The record is from the annotation of a GenBank genome assembly. NCBI's taxonomy places the organism in Eukaryota, Dinophyceae, Suessiales, Symbiodiniaceae.